GAGAGCUCGGGGGGUCGUUGGAAUGGAGAAACCGCAGCGCGAGCAGAUGGCGCUGAUGGUGCCGGAACUUCUCCUGGUCGUCGCCACCUCGGAAGGAGCCCUCGCCAGCAUCGAGCUCGCCUGCAACCUGCUUGACAGCAUCGAGUUCGAUGUCCUCGUCGACAUCGCGCAUGGCGUCCCCUUCAACACCACCGGCGGCGGCGAGCAGCCGUUGUACAUGGGUGGCGGGUGCGGCGGCGGCGGUGGCGGCUGGCGCGGCGCCAGCCGUAGCUUCGGUGUCCCCAUGGAUAGCACUGGUGGUGGCGAGGGCAGCUUCAGCGUGGACGCCCUCGCUUACGAGCCGUUCACCUUCGGCGUCCCCAUGGACACCAGCGGCGGCGGCGUCGAACACACCGGCGGCGACGGGGCGGCCACCAAUGUCGCCGCUGACCACAAGGGGCGCAAGGCCGGCAUCGACUACUGGGCCAACACCCUCGCCAGCGCGUUCGCCACCGACGGGCCGCUCAACGCCGCCCACCGCGAGAUCACGCGCCUCAUCACGCUCCACGGCGUGGCCGCCCACUUGCUGAUCCGAUGCCUCGAACUCCACGACUUCCCGCACGGCGACGAGGCGGCGUGGCAGAGGUGGUGGGAGCACCACGACGCCUUCGUCCCCCGCGCCCACGACGCGCUCCUGAGGCUGAGCUCCGCCACGUCGGCCUCCGCCGCGGCCGAGGACUUCCUCCGCUUGAGAUCCGCCUUGUCCCCUGGCCGGAACGAUUGGCCGUCGGAGGCGAAGCAGCUCGUGCGCGACGCCAGGCGCGACAUCGGCGAGGCGCGGGACGCGGUGAUCCUGAUGCGCGACGACGCUGUGCGCGAGUUCUUCGAGACCUGGAUGAUCCUGAAACGAUCGCAGGCCAGCCGCUAACCCAAUCGCCUCUGUUAGUUUUUUUUUUCUGCUUGUUCAAUCCCCCAGAACAUUCAGAAUCUUACUUUGGACAAUUUUAGGGAGGAAUUCGUCCUAGCUUCUCUGUAAACAUGAUCAUUUGAUUCACUGAUCA
This is a messenger RNA of Oryza sativa Japonica Group (Japanese rice), 1040 nucleotides long. The record is from RefSeq and is a predicted model, not a curated record. NCBI's taxonomy places the organism in Eukaryota, Viridiplantae, Streptophyta, Magnoliopsida, Poales, Poaceae.